This is a messenger RNA of Megalops cyprinoides (Indo-Pacific tarpon), 1308 nucleotides long. RefSeq names its product pannexin-1-like. The record is from RefSeq and is a predicted model, not a curated record. The coding region runs from base 1 to 1272 and encodes 423 amino acids. The transcript is spliced from 5 exons. Lineage: Eukaryota; Metazoa; Chordata; Actinopteri; Elopiformes; Megalopidae. Gene Ontology annotation, molecular function: channel activity. Gene Ontology annotation, biological process: positive regulation of interleukin-1 production; monoatomic cation transport.
AUGGCAAUUGCACAUGUUGCCACGGAAUACGUCUUUUCAGAUUUUUUGCUUAAAGAACCGUCGGAGUCCAAGUACAAGGGAGUGCGGUUGGAACUGGCAGUAGAUAAACUCGUCACGUUUAUCGCUGUUGGGCUGCCUUUGUUGCUCAUCUCUCUUGCUUUUGCGCAGGAGGUGUCAGUCGGGACCCAGAUCACCUGCUUCUCGCCCACAAACUUCUCCUGGCGCCAGGCGGCAUAUGUGGACUCCUUCUGCUGGGCAGCCGUUCAGAGGCAGGAUCUGUCCAGCAGCGGAGAUGACCACGCACCCCUUUGGCUGCACAAGUUCUUCCCCUACAUCCUCCUGCUGGUGGCCAUCCUCAUGUACAUCCCUGCCUUGUUCUGGCGCUUCACCGCCGCUCCACACCUCUUUUCCGACCUCAACUUCAUCAUGGAGGAGCUGGACCGCUCCUACAACCGAGCCAUCAAGCUGGCCAAGAACCUGGCGACCAACCUGGAUGCCAGCGACGCCCCCCGGGACUCCCACAGCAGUGCAUUGGAUCUGACAGAAGGGUGUUUCAAGUACCCCUUAGUGGAACAGUACCUUAAAACCAAGAGGGCCACCAAAAGCCUUGUCAUCAAAUAUCUCAUCUGCCGCCUGUUGACCCUGGUCACUCUCCUGUUUGCCUGCCUUUACCUGGGCUACUACAUAAACCUGGCGUCUGUCACAGAUGAGUUCACCUGCAACAUCCGCACGGGCAUCCUCCACAACGAGACCUCAAUCCCAAACUCCCUGCAGUGCAAGCUUGUGGCUGUGGGGGUCUUCCAGCUGCUCAGCUACAUCAACCUGGUGGUGUACGCCCUGCUGACACCCGUCGUCGUCUACACCGCCCUGAUCCCCGCGCGCCAAAGUUCCCACUUCCUCAGACCGUACGAGGCGCUGCCCACCUUCGGUGUCCUGGACCUGACCGCAUCCUUCUAUGACGACCUCGGCGUCUACCUGCUCUUCCUGGAGGAGAACUUGAGCGAGCUCAAGUCCUACAGGUGCCUCCAGGUGCUGCAGCUGCUGCAGGAGAGUGGGGGUGAGGCCUUCGACACCAUGUGCCUGCUUCGCACGCUGGGCCAGGUCAAGACCGAUAUUGUGGACAGCAAGGCGCCCUCCAGAGUGACAGCAGAACCCGGCGAGGGGGAUGGCACCCCUGAAAUAAAAGGUGUCUCUGCCCUUUUGCUAGAAGACGGACUAAAGAAGGAGCAAAAGUGCUGCGAUGACAAGUCAGUGCGUCAGAGAAUAGUCUAGUGGCUACACCCUCUCUGAUGGCAGUCACUAUGACAA